AAGCGCAGCCAGUCAGCUCGAUCCGGAGUAAAUCCAGCGAUUCGCGAGGACAAGCCAGAGAGCCUCUCCGGUCCGCUGCAGCGCAACUUCUCCGGAGUUGCCGGCACGGAAGGGACGUCAAGGGGGGAGGCGCCACGGAAAGCCGGGAGAGGUCCCGGCGUGGCUCUGUCUUGCUUGCCUCCUACGAGAAGCGGAGAAUAACGGAGGGCGGCUUGUAAAAGGCGCGGCCACCCACCUUUAACGCCCUGCGCUAAGCCCGAAAGAGACGCUUUGGCUCUUUCUUUGGCACCGCCCGGGCUACUGCCUCCCUUAGUUGCGGUUCUCAACCUUCGGGGCUCCGCCGACGCCUGGUGACGGCGGAUCGGGCUGUUUUCUUUCGCGGAAUAGCAGCCAGGAUGGUCGGGAAGCGUAAAGGGGUCUCGCAGGUGCAGCGGUCCUGCAAGAAAGUCAAGGGAGAGGGCUCAGCCGCCGCCGCCUCUUCCUCCUCCUCUUCCCCGGGUCUGAAAACUUGUGAGCAGCGAGACGAUGAAUUUGAAGAUGAAAAACCUGAGAAGAAAACUAGGCCCAAAUUGUCAUCUGGAAAAAAGAGAGAAAAAGAGCAUGUCCCUCAGACACUUUGUAAAAAUUCCAAUGAAAAAAGACCAAAAUCCAAAGUCAAGGAGGAAAUGAACAGAAGUAUAGAAAGCCAAGGCUUCCUUCCAAAAGCGGGGAAACGCAGUGGUUCGCAGAGAUCUUCUUUAAAGAAAAAAACAGAUGCAAAAAAAGAAUUAAUUAUUACAAAGAAAGAAGAAGAUGAGGAUGAGGAAAGUGAGGAAGAAUGGGAAGAUGUGGAAGAACUUUGUGAACCUGAGAUCGAGAUGCUGAAAGAAGCGAAGGCACCAAAGCUGCCCAGCCCAACUGUUGAGAUAGAAAUUGAAACACCUGAACAAGCAAAGAAAAGAGAGAGAAGAGAGAAACGGCAAGCUGAGUUUGAGAUAUAUCUUCGUCGAAUGGUGAAACGCUUCAGCAAAGAAGUCCGCGAAGAUACCCAUAAGGUUCACUUAUUGUGCCUAUUGGCCAACGGUUUCCAUAGGAACAGGAUCUGCCUUCAGCCAGAUCUUCAAGCGAUUGGCCUUUCUAUCAUUCCAAUUCGCUUUACCAAAGACUCCGUAGAUCGCAUCAACCGUCUGUUUCUGUCAAAUCUUGUGAAUUGGUUUUCUGCAACUUUCACUAUUAACAAUCAGCUCUCCGACAGUGAAGAUUGGCGGGUUACUAUAGAGAAGCGUUUUGCUGUCUAUGCUGCACGAGAUGAGGCGGAACUGGUGCAGAUAUUUUUACUUAUUCUUCGAGCACUGCAUCUAAUGUGCCGGCUUGUAUUGUCUUUACAACCCAUUCCUCUGAAAGAGCCAUCAGGGAAGGGAAAAUCCUCCAAGAAGGUUUCGGUAGCUUCUGGGACAUUGCCCAAUUCUGCCAAAAGCUCAAGACAAUGCACAAGAGCAGAUACUGCUAAGAAGCCAAGCCUCUCCAGGGCCAAAAGACUAAGAAAGAAGUCUCCAACACAGGAAGAUAUUCAGAAAGAUAUAAAAUCUGAGAAUGAUGAGAAGAGUUUGAGGGUGGAACAAGGGCUGGGAAGGCCUAAAAAUGACCGACGACGGCAAGUAGCAUCAAAAGUGUCCUAUAAAGAAGAGAGUGGAGACAGUGAGGAUAAUGAUUCUGAAUUCUGUCCUACAGAGGAAAAUGAUGAUGGCAGCAUAUCUGAUGAGGAUUUUGAAAUUCCCAGAAAAAAACUGAAGUCACCACUAGGAGCCCCUAAAACAACGUUAGGAACCCUGAAAACAAAAGCAAUUGUUAACAAGCAACAAUCCAUGCCUUCUGUGUCGAAAAGACACAAGGAUUCAGAGAUAACUGGUAGUUCGGUAGAGAAAAUGGUCAGUCCAUGUUCUUCAAAUUCAUCCAAGAAGAAAAACAAAAUAAUUUCUAGUGAUGAAGAAGAAGAGCAGAGGCCAGUUGUAUCGAGAGGCACGGACCAUUGGGUAGAGGUUUUUCUUGAACGAGAAGACCGGUGGAUAUGUGUGGACUGCAUGCAUGGCAAUGUUGGACACCCUCUGGAAUGUUUCAAAUACGCCUCAAAGCCAGUGUGCUACAUCAUUGGCAUUGACAACAGUGGAUUUGUAAAAGAUGUAACACAGAGAUACGACCCAGCAUGGAUGACUGCAACGAGGAAGUGUCGUGUGGAUGCCCAGUGGUGGGAAGAUACCUUGGAGCCGUACAAAAGUUCUUUUGUGGAACGAGAUGCAAAAGAAGAAAGAGAGUUUGUAGCUACACUUCAAGAUCAGCCUUUGCCAAACUCCGUCACAGAAUACAAGAAUCAUCCGCUUUAUGCCUUGAAGAGGCAUCUCCUUAAGUAUGAGGCCAUAUAUCCUGAGACAGCUUCAAUUCUAGGAUAUUGCCGAGGGGAGGCUGUCUACUCCAGAGACUGUAUCCAUACCUUGCACUCCAAGGACACCUGGUUAAAACAAGCUCGAGUGGUGAGGAUUGGGGAAGUGCCUUACAAGAUGGUGAAAGGUUAUUCCAACCAAGCGAGAAAAGCACGAAUGGUAGAACCUGCAAAUCGGGACAAAAUGGAUUUGCCAUUGUUUGGUCUCUGGCAGACUGAGAAAUACCAGCCACCUCUGGCUGUUGAUGGAAGGGUUCCUCGGAAUGAGUUUGGGAACGUCUAUCUCUUCCAACCCUGCAUGUUACCAAUAGGCUGUGUGCAGCUAAACCUUCCUAGCCUUCAUAGAGUGGCCCGUAAACUAGAUAUUGACUGUGUUCCAGCUGUUACAGGAUUUGAUUUUCAUGGUGGUUACUCUCAUCCUGUCACAGAAGGCUAUGUAAUCUGUGAAGAGUACAAAGAAGUGCUUGUUGAAGCCUGGGAGAACGAAGAGUCAGAAAGGGAAAAGAAGGAAAAGGAGAAGCGGGAGAAGAGAGUGCUGGGAAAUUGGAAACUGUUGGUGAAAGGACUUCUGAUCAAAGAGAGAUUAAAGAAGCGCUUUUCUACCAAGAAUGAGACAAAAAUCAUGAUGGAAAGGGAGUCUGGUUUCUCAUCAGAUGAUGAAGGAGGACCAAACUCAGAAACACUUGCUGAAGAUGUGGCUAUUUCUUGGCCCCAAAAUCGACAAGCUGAGGAGCAGAGUGAGAAAGGAAAAACAACCAAAAAGAACAAGAGAGAAAAGAAAGGAGAAGCAAAACAUUUGUUCCCGUUUGAGAAAUUGUGACAAGGAGCUUUUCUGCCAGCAGGAACAGCUAAAACAACUCAGGAAACUUCCAACCAGUUUUUCUAAUAUUCCUAGAUGCAUGCAGGACUUGAAGCAGGACAAUUGGUCUGGACUCAUUGCUGGAUGCCUAUAUACCUUUAUAUUGCCCAGUGGCACCUACUUUUCCUAGAUUCUUGAUAGACACAUUUUCUAUAAGGUGCUGCUGAUAGGUAAAGCAAGAACACUGGUGUUGGGGCAAAGUACUUUCCAACGCCAGAUCUUAAUACCUGCAAAUACAUUCCUUUUCUUGGAAAUUUUGAAUUAUUUUAUUGCAAAGUUGUUAACAAGCUAGACACACGAGCUUCCAGGAAGAGUCAUGAAAGGAACAUGUAUACACACAUGUACUCAUACAUGUAUGGGUACUUAUACAUGUUGCAAUAGUAAAGCUGGGUUUAAGUUGUAUUAUAUAUGUAAAAAAAGUGUGGUGGGAAUAAGUGAGGGAAUUGAUAGGAAAUGUCUAUAACUUUAACAGUUUCUAUUCAGCUUUACAGAGGAAACUAACGUGAACAGUAGAGUAGUAUAAUUAAUGGGUAUAGGUAGGACAUUUGGGUAGAAGAUACCUACCAGUAGUUUUUAGCUGAGCUGGAUUUAUUCCUUUUUCCUUUUCCUCUUCUAUAUCAUCAAGAAAACUCUGAGUCUUACCUUAGUAUAUUGAUCAUGUGACAGAUUCCAGUUUUAGACACUGUAAACGGUGUAGUCCAAGUGAGGCUUAUUACAAAAAUGGCUUGCAGUCUGCCACAUGUUCAGGCAUAGUGCAAUUACUUAACUGCCUAAUGUGCUAUUUUGAAUGUUUUACCAAUGCCCACUUUUUUGUGCAAAAGAAAUAACUAUAGCAGUUGUCUUACUGAAAGCAAUUUUAGAAGUACAUUGUUUGGUUUAUAUUCUGUCAUGAUAAGCUUAGUCUAUUUGACUUGACCAGAACUAAUUUGGGCACUUUAAAUUUAUUCAGAUAAAAAAUAUAUACUGAAUCUUGGGUAAAAAAUAAAAACUUAAGUCCUGAGCACCA
Molecule: messenger RNA, 4281 nt
Organism: Pantherophis guttatus
Lineage: Eukaryota; Metazoa; Chordata; Lepidosauria; Squamata; Colubridae
Gene: XPC
Product: XPC complex subunit, DNA damage recognition and repair factor
Biological process (GO): nucleotide-excision repair; mismatch repair
Cellular component (GO): XPC complex; nucleotide-excision repair factor 2 complex; cytoplasm
Molecular function (GO): single-stranded DNA binding; damaged DNA binding
Source: RefSeq, a predicted model, not a curated record